UUUUGUAAGACCGGGUGACUGUGUUGUAUAGUUGCGUCUACCAAGCGUGCUCGCUACUCAGUAUCUCGUGCUGCGAGCCGGCUAACUUUUACGACCACCAAGGCCGAAGUUUUUAGUUUGUUUAAGUCCUACCCUGGCGGUUUGAGAUCUGAAAGCCGUUUAGUACCCGUUUUAAAACUGGUUUCAACGGCUUCAGCCACAGCUGGGCAACAGAGAAAAUGAGUAAAGCAGCGAAAGGAAGCGCCGAGGAGAAAGAAAACUUGGUAAAGUAUGACCUUGAUUGACUUCGUGUUGAAUUAACCCAAUGGCGGUGUCUUAUUCGCAAUCGAGAACGAUUAGCUCAGCAUGUUCAACAAUGAAGUUUCAACGACUUCUUCAAUUCUUUCGGAAACUUUGCGUGCUACGCGAUGUGCCUCGUUGCCUAAGUAAUCACAUUUUCAGGACACGCCGUUCGCCGCUGACGAAGCUCGCUAAAUCCAUCGUGUUCAAAAUCUUUUUUAAACUAGAACUUAACAAAUUCGAAACAAAUUCGGUGGAAACAAUUGCUAGAUGAAUGAACGGAACAGAUACAGAAACAUUCUUUGCAAAAUCAAACAAGUUCAGAACUCUGAAGCGAUCUACUUCUAAAUUUAAAAAGUCUAUUUUAGUUAUGCAUGACUGACUUUUGCCUCUUUAACCGGUGAAUUUCAAUAUCUCAUUAAUUAAUCGUGAGUUUAAACUGAGAAAAACGCGUGUUUGACUUCAGUGGAAAGUUUUGAAUUGCAAAGAAAUGUUUUCAUAGAAAACAAAUAAGUUUGAUUAAGAUUUCAGCGAUUGCUCGCACAUUACGUAACUCUUAACCGCGGGCUGACACACGCAAGCAUCACGUGUUCUUGACGUCAAAAAUAUCCGAACUGACCUUAUCAAAGUACAGUGUUAACACUUCUAAACAUACAAUUGAACCCAGCUAGCACAUAUAUCCGGCUUCCAAUAUUCACUUAUACUGGUUAACAGCCAGUACUUUUUAAUUAUUUAAAUAAUGAACAUCGGUUAAAACCCACACAUGAUCGGGCGAAAAGGAGACAAAGACAUGUCGCUUACAUGACAUAGCCUAUUCCCUAUCUUGCGUGAGUUGUUUACAACUCGAAAAGAGAAAAUUUAAGUUUGAACUUGACUAAUGACGUUCUCUACUUAACGCUGUAUUGGCUGAUGCACGUGGAAGCAACUUCAACCUGCUGUUCUAAAAGGGUUCCGAUAAUGUUUAUAUUCAUUAUGCAUUACAAUAUUAAAACGAAAAUUUAUUGAUGUAGUUUUUAAGCCGGCAGUUUUCAUUCUUUUCAUUCAGCAAUGCUUUUUGAAGGAUUUGGAAAUUCACUUUUGCCGAAACAAAAACAUUUUGCUGUUUAGUUUGAGAUAAGGUUUCAGGUCUGUGCUUGGACGCACGCAAAGUAUAACUAUAAUAAAAGCUUUUCAGUAUUACACGUCUCGGCUUAAUAUUUCUUCGUACUCAUACUAAUUUUAAAAUAUUUAUCCUGAUCAGCGAGACAAACGGGAGCCAGUUUAGUCCCAAAUAAUUAAUUUUGAAAGCUCCCUUCGAAGAUCCAUACUUCAAUGAUUUUCGAAGAGGGUUCUACGCAAACAUCGCUCGCGUUAUCAGUGUUUAAAUCCUUGAUAUCUCCCUCUGAAUGAUAAUAGUAGACUGGUGCCAAUUUGUGAAAAUAUUACGCUUUUGUAACAUUUAAAUGUUUUCUUAGUGAUACAAGGUACCUGGAGAGAAUCUUAAGCAUUUUCAGGAAUCACUUGAAUAUUGCACGGCAAAAUUUUAAAGAACCGGUUGGUGACCGUGUGCUGUGUUUAUGUCUAACUAACGAAAGUUCGAGGAAACUUUAUCACAGAAAUAGAACACAUUUUCUCAAAUGAGUUAUCUCAAGAUUAAAAUCACAUGAAGUGCUUUAGCUCCAGCUUUAGGAACUGCGGGAUUAGGCACAUGUCGUGAAAUUUGACGAGUAAUGAAGCGAGUUCCCGCAGGUCCAUAACGACCGCCAUAUUGGUUUAGACUUGCUGUAGUUUCCCAUCAAACUGUUCACGUGGUAUAUGAUUGGCACUUAUUAAAACCUCCACGUGGGUUUCCACAGGGGUUGUUUUCUAAAAUGGCGGACGUAGAGGAGGAGGAGGUGUAUAGAUAAUCGUUUAUUUCUUCAAACUCCUUUCCGCUUUUGAUUUUCGAAACUAAUGGCGAAAGGACUUUUUAUGCUUUCCUCUUUCUAGUUUGGGCGAAGUCAGAGCUACCGUGUCGCAACGGCACCCCUAGUGAAUGAUGGUGCGGGUAAAAAAGAUGGCGGAAAGCCCGCUAAGAAGAUGUCAAAGCGAAAAGCCAAGAAACAGGAAAAGAAGGAAAACCUUGAGGAUCUCAAGAAAGAAUUAGAAAUUGUAAGUGGAACGUUUACUGUCUGGCCUCUUCAGUCAGUGAAUUGUCACAGCAGAAGUUAAUUUUCCCCGUUAUCGAUCCUAGGAUUGGCAUACAGUCGAGUUGGAGGAAGUAUGCAGGCGUUUAGAAACGAAUGUGGAAAGGGUAAGUACGAGCUUUUUUUUGGCUUCUCGUAUAUUUUAUCACUACUAGUUUGUCACUGAAUCGUUAACGACGACUAUCUUUGACAGAUUGUCUACUCUUGAGAUCGCAAUGGGUUUAAUCGUUAUAUAACCUCGAGAACAAAUAGACUUCGUUUUCAAGCCGGCUUACUACACGUAUGCAAAUUUCAUAGUGAUUCGAAGCAUUAAAAAUGUACGUAAAACUACAUCGAAUAUCUUCUGAUCGCUAGUCCUUAUUUAUUUUUUUUUACUGCGCCUGAAUCUUUACUUUUCUUUGACGAUAUGAGUAGGAAACUGUAGUACUAUGAAUUCAUGAUAUAACCGUCAGGAUUCUGAUUAACAAGUAUUCCUGUCUCAAAUACAAAAUCAACUAAAUUUAUUAAAAUGUUUUAUUUAGUUCAAUCUUACAGUCUUACAGGCUUCGAUUUUAGAAUUUUCAAACUUGAACUUUCUUUUCACAUUAUUUCUGUCUCCUGAUUAGCUAGAUGUCUGUUCAAAAUUUUUACUAUAUCUGCGGUUUUCAAUUUCGGCACAAACUUUCACGGUAUAGGCUGCAUCAAAUCGAAUGUUGUUGUAAAAAUUAAUACAGCAGAUUUACCGCGACGUGUAGGUCUUGACAGAAAUUGCUUAGUUGUCUAUAUAUUUUGCUGUGCGUCCUUCCGAUUUGCAUGAACGCAUCGAUCGGUGUGGCCGGUAAAGGCAUGUUUUUGAUGAAGUUCAGCAAACGUGGGUUUUCACUAAAAGCAUUACAGUUAUCUAUUAUUCAUGGCCUCGAGUGGUUGAAUGUGAUUUUCGAUUCGCUUGUAGACGAUGGUGUAAAGCGAUUUCUUUUCGUAAACAUUUCGAGACUCGAGUAAAUCAUUAAUUCAUCGAAGAAUUGAACACCCAGUACUUUAAAUUUCAAUUAGCGGGAUUUGAAUCGGUUGAAUUCCCAAAGAAUGUUGAAAUUAAUUUUAUUGCCUUGAGUCUACGUAAUCAUUUUCUUUCUCGUAUAGGAGAAGUCUGUUUGGUAAAGCGCGAUCUAGUUGUAUCCUAUUUGCAAACUCGGCGUUACGUUCAUAAUUGUUAUUCUAAAUCAGGCAGCGUCAUAUUACAUCGAUCUUUCUCAUGACAUUUCCGUGACUCGCCGGCAGAGGAGAGUAAAAGAAUUGACUGAAUAGAUGUUUCUUUAAAUUAGUCUUUCUUGUUUUCUUUCAUGUUUGUAAUAGUCAGAGUACUUUUUAUCUGCUUUGCACAUUGUAAACUUCAUCUGUUGUUGUUUGAAAGUAAAUUAUUGUGUUAUGAAUGAGAAACAGGAGAUAAUUAAGUUAAAACUCGAUUCUAUUUUUGUUGACAAGAAAAUAGUAACGGUCAAUUUGUUGAUAAAUUCCAGAACAAACUGGGGCAAGAUUUCAGCACAGUCCCAUAAUACAUUAUGCAUAUAGUUCUUGCGUAAAGAAAACAGUGUCAAACGAAAUAUAUUAACUUUGCAAGUACAGCUUUGUUUUGGAAUGAUUUGGGGUUACACAGAAAUGUUUCUAAAACUGGAUAACAUAUUUACACACUGGUCAAGUGCUGUCACUUUGAGCUUGAUUUGUUCAAACAAACUCACAGGUUAUGACCCCAUUAAGAAUCACUGCUUGGGAAUUCAAACUGUAUCAGAGAGGGGGGGAAGAGGAAAUUUUGCUUUCAAAUUUUGCUCCGAAGAAACAUGAGAAUAUUUUAAGAAAGGAAAUCUCAUGAAUUGUGCAGGAUCCAGGAGGAGAGGUAAUAUUCCUAUUCUUUACACUAUUGAUUCUGCAAUCACCCUUUACUAAGCGGUUGAUGGUCAGAUUCUCAAAUUUGUUUCCCCUGAAUCAGUGUAAGUCCCAACAGCCUGGUUUUACUGUCCUGUGCCUGUGUUGAACCUUCACUGAAAGCUGGGCCACUAAGAUAAAACUAAGAAUAAUCUUUCAAGUAAUUAUUAAUCCAUGUUCCUCUCCCGAAAUCAAUGUUACCGUAAUAGUGUUUUUGCAGGAGUUUGUGUACACCAAGCUUUUAGUUAUGACAAAGUGGCAUUUUUUUUAUUAUUUUGUUUACAAUACCUUUAUUCUUUAGCAGUCACUACACCAUUUCUUGUGGGUGACUGCUAAAUACAGGUUUGACUUUAUGCUUGGGAAACUAGGUGAACCAUGAGAAUCAUUGGCCUCUUGAUUUGUAAGACUUGACAAUAUUACUCUUUUUUAAACAGGGUCUAAGCAUUGAAAAAGCUGCAGAAGUUCUUGAGCGAGAUGGCCCCAAUUCUCUGACUCCCCCACCCACGACCCCUGAGUGGGUGAAGUUUUGUCGUCAGCUGUUUGGUGGUUUUGCCAUGCUGUUGUGGAUUGGUUCUAUUCUCUGUUUCGUGGCCUAUACUAUCCUUGUAUUUACCGAAGAGGAACCACCUUCAGAUAAUGUAUGCACAUACAUUUAGUUGACAUUAACGCUUUACUCCCCAACAUCAGUAUGCAUAUUCUCCAUACUACUCCCUAGACAUUUCCAACAGUUCUGAUAAGGAGAAUUUGUUCAACAAUCAAAGAGCUUCUUUAGUUGGUGACGAUCUCUGUGAUUCUCAUGAUCUUAAUGUUUGAUUCAGGGGUGAUGUAGUAAGUUGCUCCAUCUUAACACAGUGGCCUAAUUGUCAGUGCACAGGACUCUGGUUUGAGAGGUCUGGGCUCUAGACCUGGCCAGGUCAAAGUGUUUUGUUCUUGGGCAAGAAACUCUUUCACACGUAUCGUCUCUCUCCACCCUGGUGUAUAAAUGGGUACUGGGGGCAAAACCUUGGGAUGGACUAGGAUCUCCUCCAGGAGGGAGUUGUAAUACUUCUAGCUAGUUGCUUCAUGCUACAUGAAAACUGGGAUAAGUCCUGGCUGGGUGAGCUAAUAGCAGUGUUCUCCACAGAUUUUGAAGUAGUCAGCUAAAAUUGUAAAGUAGCCAGGGCUUCCAAAUCAAGCACAAAUUCAAGCUACACUCAAAAUUAUCUUACCAAAAAAAGAGAAUUGUUGUCUGUGGUUUUAACCAACAAAAGGAGCCGGUGCUUGAGACAUGGGUGGCCAGUGAAAAUGCCAGCUGCCCGCGCUUUUGGAGAACACUGCUAAUAGGCUUGUGUACAGAUUUUACUACGUCUAUACUAGUAGUUAUGGUGGAAUUGAUGUGGUUAAGUCCAAGCUGGAAUCAAAUCAAAGGCUGAAUGUGUCUCUGACCUUUUUUAUUUCAGUUGUAUCUUGGGGUUGUAUUGGCUGCUGUAGUGAUUGUGACCGGAAUUUUCUCAUAUUAUCAGGUAUACAGUGUUCUCUCUUACUAUAGCAAGCCGGAAAUUGUCAAACUGAUAGAGCAAUUCUUUAGACUGUUGAAUUUUCAAGAAUUACAAGCUAUUGUAGGCAGUAACAUUAGGUACCACAAUCAGUAAAUUUUAUCAUGUGCUGCCUGAAAUGGAGAAAACUGGGCAUGCCCAGAGUAAGGUAUACAAUAGAUUUUGAACUUGAUUUGUAUUUUCUGCUAUUAGUAAUUAACAGAAGCCUCAUCUUCAUAAUUGUGGUGGUAAUGUUUUGUAUUCCAGGAAGCCAAAAGUUCUCGAAUCAUGGACAGCUUUAAGAAUUUGGUUCCACAGGAAGCAAAUGUGUUGCGCAGCGGUGAAAGACACACCAUCAAUGCAGAAGAAGUUGUCGUUGGUGAUAUAAUUUUUGUGAAGGGUGGGGACAGAGUUCCUGCUGACAUCAGAGUAGUGGAAGCCAGAGGCUUCAAGGUAUAUAAACCUGUUUACAAGACUAACCACUAAAAAAAAUGCCUGAUUCUUUUCAGGAAAAUUCAAUCUCUGUUGCGAUAAGAUAUUUGGUCUUAUCAACUGAGUUGAUAAAAUAAAUUAGCUGCCAAUAAGAGUUUCUAAAGCUGACAUUACAAGCAUUAGCCUUUUGUCAGUGAAUUGAGUAGUGGGUUGUGUGUGGUAUAUAAACAGAAAGAUGAUGCUGUAUUAUCACUGGGAAGUCAGUUAAGAGGCAUUUAUAAGGCAGUCUGCAGCCUUUCCCUGUAUCUAGACAGUUUAAAAAUCCAUACAAAUCUAGUGCAAAAUUUAUCUUUCAAAUUGAUGUAUUCACCAUUUUCCCUUAUCUUGUCCCAAUUAUCAUGUUAUUUAAUAAUAUUUAGCAUGGUUGUUGGUAUAUUUUUAUUUCAAGGUGGAUAACUCCUCACUCACGGGUGAAUCUGAGCCCCAGAGCAGAGGCCCUGACUGUACCAAUCAAAAUCCUCUAGAGACCAGAAAUCUGGCUUUCUUCUCAACAAAUGGACUGGAAGGAAACUGUGUUGGUAUCGCUGUACAAACUGGAGACAACACUGUCAUGGGACGUAUUGCUAACUUGGCUAGUGGUCUUGGCUCUGACAAAACUCCAAUCGCUAUUGAGAUUGAACAUUUCAUCCACAUCAUUACUGGUGUUGCUGUAUUUCUUGGGGUUUCCUUUUUCAUCAUUGCCUUUAUUCUGAAGUACAACUGGCUGGAAGCUGUCAUCUUCUUGAUUGGUAUCAUUGUGGCCAAUGUACCAGAAGGUCUUCUCGCAACUGUUACAGUAAGUGUAGACAUGCCUUGUCAUUCAGAGUUCUGUGCAAAGAAUGCACAAAAACCUUACCAGAAUCAUUCCCUGGACCAGCUUCUGUGGGAAAAUUUGUGUGACUUCUCAUGUGAAAUUCCACAAUCUUUUAUUUGAACUGAUAGGUUACAUCAUGAAUUUUUUUUGGUGAUAAUAAUUGUCAUUUAGAAGUAAUCUUUAUUCAGCAAAGCAGGGUUGUUAUUAGGAAAUGUGAUAGAUGUGUGAACUGAGGGGGUGUUCAAUUGAAUGGCACUUGCAUCACACAAUGCCCCUCCAAGGAGAAUCCAGGGGCAGGCUCUACUGGAAAAGGUUGAAAUUUUAUUCUCUCUGAGACAUCAUUUCCAGCAUUCUGGGACAUAUUUGAGUAACUCUUUUUUUAGCCAUGCUGAUGUUCAAUCAGUUCACAAAGACUUGUUGUCUGUCGUUGCUCACAGUUCGCAAAGUUGCCCAAUAAAAAGUAGUCUGUUAGGUGGCAAGUUUUUCUGCCACUAACCAGCUGGUAUAAACAACCCUGGUUAAGGUAAAACUUAUCCCAACCAGUUUUCAUCAGCGUGUACAAUCCCAUUGGCUUUGAUUACCACAUGUACAGUGCCUGCAAACUAGUAUUUCAAUGUUACCAUUAUUUUUUUAAUAUAAUUCAUUAUUUACCUUCUCCUUGUGAAGGUGUGUUUGACUCUGACAGCCAAGAGGAUGGCUUCCAAGAACUGCUUGGUGAAGAAUCUUGAGGCUGUGGAGACUCUUGGCAGUACAUCCACAAUCUGUUCUGAUAAGACUGGUACACUCACUCAAAACCGAAUGACUGUGGGUAAGAAACAAUCUUUUAACGCUCUAUAUCCUGUCCAUCAUUGAUUGAAAGAGUAACAAAACUGUUCAAAUGAUUUUUACUCUACUGCUGUCCUCACUCUUUCACCCCUAGAAGUGCCCAAAAAGGAUUUGUUUCUUUUUAUAUCACAACAUUUGAACCCUCUUUACACUAAUUUCAGAAUAGAUAUUCUCCCCAAGUUUUUCUCUAUCUUUCUUAAGGGGCUGACAAAGAGAAUUUCUUCACCAAUCCAUAGCUUCUUGAGUCAUUGAUCCUUUUUCAAUAUUCUCAUUACCUCACGGUUUAAUUCAGUAUUGAUACUGUUAGGAGAAAUUGGAAGCCAGUCAUUCUUAAUUGGGGGUUAAAGGUUUUUUAAGCAUUAAGGUCAUAAAAAUCAUGGAAUUUGGAUUGGGUGAUUUUUUUUUAUUUAAUACCAAAUUCUCAGAGGAAAAGUUACAAGGAAUGUGAUAGAGACUUGAUAUUUGGAUAUUUUGGCACUAAAGGAAAGGGAACUAUUUUAUGCUCCAAUAUUAUUGUUAGCCUGUGUCUUUGUUACACAGCUUCAUAACCUGCCAUUAAUUCAUUUCGCAUUCUUCUAAUGACGAAAGAGUCACUUUCAUUGGAUGGCCAAACCUACAUUUAACCACAAUUGGUUGUAUUUUUAGCCCACAUGUGGUUUGAUAACAUGACAAUUGAGGCUGACACAACUGAAGAUCAAUCAGGAGUUUCCUUCGAUAAGGUGAGAGACAUUUUCAGCUUUCAAGCUCCCUAGCGCAGUGGGAAAAGUCCUAGAUAAGCUGCAUUUAGGGAGUCAUUUUGAGGGUUUUUUUAAAAGAAGUGGAUUGUGUAGAAAGAACCAUUUUUCCAGGUAUUGUUAACAUCGCUUUUUUCAUCAGAAAUCAGAUACAUGGAGAGCACUUGCUCGAAUUGCUGGGCUUUGUAACAGAGCAGUAUUUAAAGCUGAUCAAGACCAUGUUCCAAUUUUGAAGAGGUAUUGUGUGUUUCUUGUUCUUGUAUUUUUAGCUGAUUUUGCAUGCAGAACAGCAACCCCUAAAAAAAAAAAAAAAACUUGGGUUGCACACCAAAUCUGCUUAAAGUUUUAAUUUGUGAGUGUCAGAUAUCACUUUCUCUCUAGAUCCAGCAAACUCCAUGCAUCUUGACUUUACCUUUACGAACUAACAUCAGUCUACAUGUGCUCCUCAUUGUUUUCUAUACAAUUCCUUUAGCACCGAACAGGAGAAUUUGUCGCAACCAACAGCUUAAUUAUCCUACUAUCAUUUCCUUUUACCUCAUAAUCUUGCCAUUUAAUCCAGUGUGGAUAUAGUGUGGUGAAAUUAGAUUCAGUACCUGGUGGAGGUAAAAAGUUUAAAAAGAAAUUGAAACAAGGAAUUGUAGAUGAAGAAUUACAGUUCAAAAUGACUAAAAAAUGAAACAUGCAUGAUUUCCUGUAACUCUGAGUUUCGUGCUUACACACUCGUCAGACAGAUUUAAUUUUAAAUCUGCCUGACUAGUAUGAGCACGAAACUCAGAGUUACAGCAAAUCAUACGUGUUUCGUUUUAGUCAUUUUGAACUUUUUAUUUGCUUUACACUCGUGUGUAUUGAGCACUCUCCAACAGCAUUUACUACAAUUUCCCACAAUUAGAUGAAGAAUUAGAUUGUUUGAAUUGAAAUGUAAUAAUCAGGAUGAUGCAUUUUUGAUAAGUGUACUAUCAGAAUGAGUGAGAACUAUAACAGCAUUUGUUCAUCUUAGGAGACAUACAGUCAAAGUUUUAAAUCAGUUUAUUAACCCUCGACGCCCUAACAUCAGUUUGCACAUUCUUCAUAGUGUUCUGUGCACUUUUCCUAUGUUGCUAACAAGGAGAAUUUGGUGACCAAUCAACAGUUUCUUUGGUUGGUGAUCAUUUCUUGUAUUCAUGUGACCUCAAUGGUGUGAUUCAGGGACGAUUUUGUGAGGAGAAUUUACAUGCUGGUCACUCUUACAGGCCAAAGAGUUGAAGGAGUGUUCUUUUUUUUUUUUUCAGGGAAUGCUCAGGAGAUGCCUCUGAAUCUGCCUUAAUGAAGUAUGUGGAGCUAUCCGAAGGAAGUGUGAAAGAAAUGAGAGAUAAACAUACCAAAGUUGCCGAGAUCCCAUUCAACUCGACCAACAAAUAUCAAGUAUCCAUUCAUGAAAACCCAGAUCCUGACGACAAGCGCCAUAUUCUUGUGAUGAAGGGUGCUCCCGAGAGAAUCCUUGAUCGUUGCUCAACAAUUUUGAUGAACGGUGAGGAAGUGGCGCUAGAUGAGAAAAUGCAGGAAGCUUUCAAUGCUGCUUAUCUCGAGCUGGGAGGCAUGGGUGAACGUGUGCUUGGUUUCUGUCAUUUCUUCUUGCCUUUGGAAGAAUUCCCUCCGGGGUUUGAGUUCAACACAGAUGAGGUAAGUAGCAGCAUUUAUAAUUUCUGCCAACUGCUUUGAAAUGAAUGUUUAGUUUGGGAAUCAUAGCUAGUUGUAUUACGUUUCAUAAAUGUUACGACGUUUGUAUCGAUUGCGAUUCAAGAAUGGAACGUCUCAAUCUAUGUUUUGACUCUUGAACGUUUCUCUCUGGCCGUUUUUACCAAAAGUUCGAGUUCUCGUGGUAAAUUUGAGUCAAGGGAAGGUGAAGUUUGUUCAAGUUAACGGGGAUUUUGAGUUAAUUGAGUUUAACUUAGUUGAUAGUAAAUGACUGGGAAAAUGGGGUCAAAUUUGAGGAAAAUCGAAUAUUGUUCGAGUCAGUAGGUGGUUCGAGUAAAUUGGGUUCGAGUUAGCAAAUUUCUACUGUAUGUGCAUUAUAAUGUCUUAAAUUAAAUUCCUCUACCUUUGUGCUACUCAGCCUGUCAACUUCCCUCUUGAAAACCUGUGCUUCGUUGGUCUAAUGUCUAUGAUUGAUCCACCUCGCGCCGCUGUUCCUGAUGCUGUCAGCAAAUGCCGCAGUGCAGGAAUCAAAGUCAUCAUGGUGACAGGUGAUCAUCCAAUCACAGCCAAGGCCAUCGCCAAAGGAGUCGGAAUUAUCUCAGAAGGUAAGUUUUUGAUAAAAGAUACUUCUCUGUUUAGAUCUUAAGUCACAAACAUAGACUACAAGCUGUCUUUCUUUUUCGGCAAAGUGUUUUGCGCAUAAAACAGUGCUUGUACAUAAUUUUGUCUUUGACUUUCGUUCGGACCUACGGCCCCAAAACUAUGCUUGAUUAGUUGCUUCUAAUUUGAUUGAGUUUGCUAGGUUGUUGUUUUGUUUUGUUUUUCUCGAGAGAGUAUUGUAACUGAAACCGUAGAAUUAAAAAUGUUGUUUGAAAGUGCCCAACGAAGAAUCGUAAUUUUUGUCGUUACAUCCAACCACUCAAAAUUAUUCGAUAGGUUUAUUACUUGUAUCCUCGGAAAGCGGAACAGAGUUUUUGUGACAGUGAUUGUUUUUGUAAAUUUGUAACCCUCUAGUAUUCUUUGUCUUCCAGGAACUGAGACUGUUGAAGAUAUUGCCACUCGUCUGAACAUCCCAAUAGAAGAGGUUGAUCCGCGACAAGCCAAAGCCAUUGUGGUUCAUGGACAGCAGUUGAAGGUAUUUAAAAAGAGGCAGCAGAUGUAGCCCUAGUAAAUUGAUGACUUCUUAAGAAAUAAACUGCACUUUUUAUUGGUUUGCUGGCAAAUAACCCAAGAUGUUUUGACAACACGAGAUAUGGUUGAAAAAGUUGAUCUGGGGGCGAGUGGUUUGCGAAAACUCUCCAGUCUUCUCCCAUCAUUCCAUGUUGAUUUUUACGCCGGUCAACCAAUAGAGAGCGCUGUCUUUGGCUUAUAUAAGAUUAAGUUUGAUUUUCUCUGGUAGUGUAUUAAAAAUCGCAUCCUGCAUCACUCCUCCAUUGGCAAGUGAACUCUAAAUAUCAUUUAUGAAGUAGGUAACAUUUUGACUCGUGGAGUUACAUGUGUAGCUCAUGCGUUGCCCACCAACUAUCCCUUUCUUGCCUGUUUUACACAUUUGGCCCACGUCUUUUUCUAAGUUUCAAAGUAUCAGGUAGUUGUUUUAAAUGUUUCACUGCAGUAACAGACGACAAGACGAGCUCAAGACGAGCCGUGAAAGGGAGAAAGUCUCGAUAAUCGGGUCCCUGCUUUUUUCUGGGUUUAAGCUGAUCUGGAUUUUAAAUGUUGUUUUGAAGGAAAUGGUUAAGAGCGACAUUGAUGAAAUCUUGUCCGAGCACACGGAGAUUGUAUUUGCAAGAACCUCUCCACAACAGAAACUGAUCAUUGUAGAAGGCUGCCAACGACAGGGGGCCAUUGUUGCUGUGACAGGAGAUGGUGUCAAUGACUCGCCAGCUUUGAAAAGGGCAGAUAUUGGUGUGUAUUUUUUUUUUAGAGUUCUUAAGACAUCAUUCACUAAAUUAAAUGCCUGUUCUGCUUCUUACAUCUCGACGAUUAGUUGUCACCUAAAGUACUGCUCAAAAAUAAGUUAAGCAAGUUGACAGUUUAAACUCAAAACUCGAUUCAUGUCCUCGAAACUUUCGAGAGUCGAGAACCGAGGUUCAAAGGUUGAGGAUCGAGAAUCGAGAGUCGCGAGUCGAGGAUCGAGUAUUGAGGAUCGAAAAUCUAGAAUCGAAAAUCGAGAAUCGAGGAUCGAGUUUCUGGGGACUUUCAACUUUUGAGCGGUGGUUUUGGCCAACUAUUAUGCCAGAACAAUCCCCGUUCUUCAUACGAACGCUGCGGUUAAACGUCUGCACGUAUGCGAACAUUAUAAUGACUAACUGGCCUACUUUCAGCCUGUGAGAGCCAAGUUGUCUCACUCGAGUAACAGAACCACACAAGCCAGUUAGUCACGGUGUUUCAAAAGCGUAUAACUUUUUUGAUAAAGCUCAAGACAGAAUGGUAAAUCAACAGUAUACCUGUAAUUUAUUAAACUUCGUUUUCGAAACGUCUCGAUUUUUCCUUUUUCCUUCUUUUGUUCCUUUUUCAAAUUUCCAUGAACAUUUUAAUCUUUUCGCGCCUAUUUUGCGUGACAGCGUUCGUUUCUUCAUGUCUUUCUUGAAAUUCUGCGCGGGAAGUUGGCGCGCGGCUGGCCAAAAUUGAAAUACUAGCGCAUGCUUGACGUGUGACCGCUGUGUUUCAUACGUACCCUGUAUUUCACGAUAUGAUCUUGAUCAUGACUGUUUUCUCUUGGCAAAAUGUCAGAGCUUAUGAUAUUCCUUGUUUGUGUGAUAUUGAGACUUUGACUGAUGAAUAAGCUUCUUUCAGACCUCUUUUUUUAACAGUCUGAACCAUUCUCCCAGAAUCCUGACUCUAUCCACAUGUUGUAUACGUUUUAGGUGUUGCCAUGGGUAUCGCUGGCUCAGAUGUGUCCAAACAGGCAGCUGAUAUGAUUCUGUUGGACGAUAACUUUGCAUCCAUUGUUACUGGAGUUGAAGAAGGUUUGUCUCAUGUUUUGCUAUCACUUGUUGUGGUUGUGAGGGUUUAGAGUGAACUUACGCUCUACAGAAUCGCGUUUCCGGUUGGAUCAUGUCUUUGGAAAGUUUUCCUGAUUGUGUGGUGUUCUUGGGUAAAACACUUUACUCUCCCCGUGCCUCCCUCCACCAAGGGGUAUAAAUGGGUACCGGCCAAUUGAAAUGCAGGGGGGGGGGGGAGAGGAAGGGAUGGGGUAGUAAUUUUGCGAUGGAUUGGCAUCUCAGAAUUAAAAGUACGAAGUAGUCUGUUUAUGAUGAACUUUCAUGGACUUUCUCACCUGAAAACUGAUGAGAAAACCAUGCUGCCUUCCUUCUGAUACAGCAGACGAGGUUAAUUCUCAACGAAGUCAAAUUGUAUAAUUGCAGUAAUACUGUGCUUUGUGUUUAUCUUGGGUAUUUUGGUUUUUAGAAUAAAAAAGCCUUUGAUAUGCGUGUUUUAUCUUUCCUUCUUCAGGUCGUUUGAUCUUUGACAACUUAAAGAAGUCCAUCGCCUACACUCUGACCAGUAACAUCCCCGAAAUCAGUCCUUUCUUGAUGUUUAUCAUCUUGGACAUUCCCCUUCCGCUUGGCACUGUGACAAUUCUUUGUAUCGAUUUGGGUACCGACAUGGUAUGUACUAGUGACCAGUGUUCUCCCUUAUUUUAAGCAUGACAGGUAAAAUAAAUUUUCAAACCGGUAAAGUAAUCCUUUUACUUGUUGAAUUUUCAAGAAUUCCAAGCAAUUUUAAACGGCAAUAAGAGGUACUACUGGCGGUAAAUGUUACCGGUUACUGAGUGACUGAGAAUUUUGCCCUGCUUGUUAACUCUUUAGUCCGUAAGAUCAGUUUGUUUAUUCUCCGCACUGUCAUAUAUACAUUUCCCAUGGUUCUGACGAGGAGAAUUUGUGGAACAGUUAAGAGCUGCCUAAAGUGGUGACCAGUGACUUUGUUCUCAUAACUUAAAUCUUUUUUUUUUUUUUUUUUUUUUUUCUGUCUUAAAGGUUCCCGCCAUCUCACUUGCUUAUGAAAAGGCCGAAUCAGACAUCAUGAAGCGUCAGCCUCGUGAUCCUCUCAACGACAAACUUGUGAACGAAAGGUGAAUGAAGCAUUGCAUUUUUGAUGAAUUGAGCGAUUUUCAAUUGAAUGUCGACGUUCCGGCUGCAUACUGCUGAAGCCUCGCUAAAAUUUACUUUAUCUAAAGUAAUUUCGUAACACCAAAACCACGCGGUCAUCUCAUCAACCAAUCAGAAGAAAGGAAAAGACCCAUGAAAACCUAGGAGAACUCAAAAUAAAACCAAAGAAAAAUGCCUUAAGCGCGGGAGAAGGCUGGUGACCAAGUCGUGUUUUGUUUUAGUUGUGCAUCUGAUUGGUUGGGGGAAUGGUGCGAGUUUUUGUAGACCAAACACAGAGUGGACUAAAGCCAAACCAAUGCAAUCCCGGAUUACUUUCAACACCUAAUGGAAAACUGCUCAAUUAAUCCAGUUUUUUUGAGUAAUUAUACAUCGACAUUAUAGUGCUAACGAAGUUUUUGUUGAUUUGCAGGCUGAUUGCUAUGGCUUACGGUCAAAUUGGGAUGAUUCAGGUAAUGUCCGUUUGCAUAAAAUGUUGACGAAACUUUAUGAAUCUUCUUUAGUUUUGGCAAAUUAUGUUAAGUUUGCACACGGCUGAAGUGGCCUUUACGGCCAAAAGAACCUAGUUAUUAACUUCAGCAGACUAUGAGCAGAAGAAAAGGAAGAAUUAUCUGUCUCCAGGCCAGCAGGGCGUGAACCCAGAUCCUUCAGCUUAAAGCCAAAGACUCUUUUCAUCGGCCCGUGCGUCUCACAGGUUUACUUAUUGGUCUUUACCUGCAGGCUACCGCUGGUUUCUUUGUGUACUUUGUCAUCAUGGCAGAGAAUGGAUUCUUGCCUGGUUAUCUCUUUGGUUUGAGAAGACCCUGGGACAACAGGGAGAUAAAUGAUUUACAAGAUUCUUAUGGCCAGGAGUGGGUACGUGAUAACUUGCAUCAACAAAGAAUGAAAAGCAUAGUAACAAAAUGUUAAUGUUUUAAAAAUAAAAUCGAUGCUACUAUCAAACAGUUUUGUUAACCGCUAAGAGGAUGAGCCUAUGAAGAAAAUCUUUCGGAUACAAAGAAGACUCAGGGCUCAUGCAAAGUUUUCAAUCACUGAAAAAACAGGAAACUUUUCAAACAGAUAUUUUGGUCCUGAAAAUAUAAUUAGGAAGAUAAAUACUGUAAUGCCAUAGCUAAUUUUUUUUUAUCGUGGUCCAUCAUCCUCGUGCGUCCAAGUAGUUAAUAUAUAUUGUAGUCGUCUGAAAUUGUCAGAGGUUUUCUCUGGAUAGUUAUUUUAGCGGUUUCUCGCAAUUUUUACAAAACAAUUGUUGUUUGUAACUGGGACUAUCGAUGGCAUCUCGUGUUCCUCACGUUGAAGGCGUACACUACGGAGCAGACGGAAGGAUUCUGCUGCGAGAGUCCACCUUCAACCUGUGGAAUGAUGGGAAGGAUAGUCUUGCAUAGAAGGUUGUAGCUUCUCCACUUUAACCCAUACUUUAGCCCAUUGAUGAUCGAUUUUCACUGCUCCUUGCAGACUUACAAUCAACGCAAGAUCCUGGAGUUCACCUGCCAUACUGCCUUCUUCGUCAGUAUUGUGAUCGUGCAGUGGGCAGAUCUGAUCAUCUGUAAGACCAGGAGAAAUUCUCUCUUCACACAGGGAAUGAAGUAAGUACUUGCUCUCUUUUCAACAUCUCGUCGAGUUUGGAUUUCACCUUAGGGUCCCUUUUCCGGGAACAGCCGCCUUUAAAAUAAGUUAUUCCGUGGAUGAUCUUGUCCAUUUUUGAGUAAGAUGACCUAUUCUGCACACACCGAUGUGAUUUGUGGCGUUCGGAUUCUGCUCAAUAUACCUUAUGAUGUUUUUAUUUACUGUCGUUUUUACUCUCACAGCAACUGGUUCUUGAACUUCGGUCUGGUCUUCGAGACUUGCCUAGCUGCCUUCCUCAGCUAUACUCCUGGCAUGUCUAAUGGACUUCGCAUGUACCCGCUAGCGUAAGUUACAUACGUACUUAAUACAUAUGGUGCCAACAUCUCGUCAUUAGAAAUUUCAGCUCGAAUAAACAAUGUAUUUGAUAUUAACGCCACUUGAAUUAACGCAAAUUGAUGGAGAGGUAACUUUCCAACCAAUGGAAUUAAACGUGAUACAGUUGCUAGAGUUUCAGAUUGAGGAAAAUUAACGCGACUUUGACAUAGAAACCAAAUAAGUUUGGAAAACGGAAUAACGUAGAAGAUGUGGCUGAUAUUAUGCGAACAUCAAGUAUAAAAAUCCCCGACGCCAAUGGAAAAAAAAAAAAUUUAAAAAUUGUGGAAUUUACGCUGACUUAGCCAUUAGAGGGAGGAUUUUCACUUCGUGAAAGUACAGUGUGCGACGUAUAAAGCUGUUUUGGUUAUUUUUUAAAAACGUAGCUUUCAAUAGAGGUCAGGGUGGAAUUCUCGUCCUGCACAAAAUGACCUAUUCAUGCAUUUAUCAUCUACCAAUUGGGGACGAAACAUUUUAUUGUGUUGCUAAUGACGAGGUGACAUCGAUAUCUUUUUGUUUUCAGUUGGCAGUGGUGGUUCCCAGCCAUGCCUUUCAGUCUUGUCAUUUGGAUUUACGACGAGAUUCGUCGUUACAUUCUGCGUAGAUACCCCGGAUGUAAG
Pocillopora meandrina is the source of this 17039-nucleotide messenger RNA. NCBI's taxonomy places the organism in Eukaryota, Metazoa, Cnidaria, Anthozoa, Scleractinia, Pocilloporidae. The record is from the annotation of a GenBank genome assembly.